Molecule: messenger RNA, 1891 nt
Organism: Penaeus chinensis
Lineage: Eukaryota; Metazoa; Arthropoda; Malacostraca; Decapoda; Penaeidae
Product: DNA repair protein RAD51 homolog 3-like
Exons: 9
Coding region: 95-1144 (349 amino acids)
Biological process (GO): DNA repair; meiotic DNA recombinase assembly; reciprocal meiotic recombination
Cellular component (GO): Rad51C-XRCC3 complex; Rad51B-Rad51C-Rad51D-XRCC2 complex; replication fork
Molecular function (GO): four-way junction DNA binding; ATP binding; crossover junction DNA endonuclease activity
Source: RefSeq, a predicted model, not a curated record
CCCGUCGUCAUCAAAUAUUUAUGUUCCUUGCAGCCGAUUUCAAACCUCAAAUUUUGUCACACAGCCACCAAUGCUGUAAUCAUUAAUAUUAAAAAUGAGUUCAAGACGACCUCUGAGCAGCCUUGGCCUUGCUGUCCCUGUGGUAACGAAGCUUUUAGACUCGGAUUUCGUUUAUGACGAUGAUGUGCAAAACCUGAAGCCGACAGAGCUGAGUUCAGCUACUGGGCUGACCUUAAAGGAGAGUGCUGAGGUACUGCGUCUGGCAGCAAUCGUGAAUGCAGAGCAGCCGGUCACAGUUAUGCAGAUGAUCGAAGACGAGAGUGAAGUGUGUCAUGUAGUAACUUUUUGUGAAGCUCUUGAUGAUAUGCUUGGGGGAGGCAUACCUCUGCGUGCAAUAACAGAAAUAUCAGGGACGCCAGGUAUUGGGAAAACACAGCUCUGCCUGCAAGCAUGUGUGUCUGUACAACUUCCAGAGAGUGUGGGUGGAGUUGGAGGAGAGGCCCUUUUUGUAGACACUGAAGGGAGUUUUACUGUUGGGAGACUAAAAGAUAUGGCAGGUCAUGCAGUAGAACAUGUUCGGAACAUUGCAGGAGAUGAAAUAGAUGUGUCUUCAUUUACAAUUGAAUCAAUUCUCAAGGGAGUUCAUUACUUCAGAUGCCACAGUUACAUUGAAGUUCUUGCUGUGAUACGUCACCUGCCGAUCUUCCUUCAGUCACACCCAAGACUGAAGCUUUUCAUCAUUGACUCCAUUGCCUUCCAUUUCCGUCAUGAUUUCCCAGACAUGAUGGCCCGAACAGGUCUUUUGUGCAGGAUUACACAGCAGCUGAUACAGCAGGCUACCAAAUUUAAUAUGGCUGUAAUUGUCACAAACCAAAUGACCACAAGAAUAGAGAGUGGUGGAUCCCAGUUGGUAGCUGCCCUUGGAGAGACUUGGGGUCACUGUCCAACCAUGAGACUAACUCUACACUGGUCUGGUAGAGUGCGAGUUGCUUCUCUCACAAAGGCCCCACACAGGAAUAAUGCUUCUGUUCAGUAUCAGAUAACGAAAGCUGGCAUUCGUGAUAUAACUCCCUUUAUGACUGAUGCAAGUACUCCAUUGAUAAUGGAUUCUCCGGACCGAAAAAAGAGAAAAUUGAAUACUUAAAUGUAAUUUUACUUUAAAAGUCUUACCAGAAACACUGCUGUGGUGAAAAAGACCAUAUAUGGUCCUUUUAAGUAUUUUUUAAAGUCAUAUAGUUAUUAGAUAGAAUUUGUAGUAUUUUCUAAUGAGCAACAUAGAUAUGUUUUAGCAAAGGAAUUAUUUUUGUUUAUUAAAAAAAGGAAAUAAAACAAAAUGUCUUUUUUUUUCUCUCUGUAAAGAUGAAUAGUAUGAAAGUAUGGCAAACAGUAUAUCUUUCAUUUCAUACAGACAAUAUGUAAAUAUAUUUAACUCGAUAUCUUCCGGAAAACAAAUGUAAGGCAAUUUAACUUGAUUGGAGAAAGGAAAGUUAAAGUAGAAUGUGAAGGAAAAGUACUGGAAGUAAACAAGAAUUUUUUUUGUUGUUCUUGUAGUUACAUAGUUUUAACCCAAUGAUCACUGGUUUACAUACCAGUGCCGACUGCCGAGUCAAAUACAGACCAAAUUACUAAUUUUAGCUAUUUUGAGGUCUUGCAUCUUUGAACAUACUUUCAUCCCCCCUCCUCCCUCUUAGAUUUUACCAGGCAAGAAAUGAAAAUGUUUUAAAAUUGUAUUGUGAAGUAUAGUUAUAUUUAUUGGACUGGUUACCACUGGUACAGGACUGCCUUUAUUCUAGCCCCUAAUGAGCAAUUUUCAUGCCACAUGUGUCUGCUAUUCUGGAUUAUGUAUUUUGGGGCCCAAGUAUUAUUUCACCAUGCACGAGGUGUUUACUUG